AUGUCUAUCGGAGGGGGCUACAACUAUUCAUAUAUAUUUAAAUAUAUAAUUGUUGGUGAUAUGGGGGUAGGAAAAAGUUGUUUAAUGCACCAGUUCACUGAAAAAAAGUUUAUUCCAGAUUGCCCACAUACUAUUGGUGUUGAGUUCUCCACAAAAAUCAUUGAAGUAAAUGACCAGAAAGUUAAGAUCCAGAUAUGGGAUACAGCUGGCCAAGAACGUUUCAGGGCAGUAACACGAUCGUACUAUCGAGGAGCUUCCGGGGCUUUACUAGUUUACGACAUCACACGGAAGCCAACCUUCAACCGGAUUCAAACGUGGUUAACAGAUGCUAGGCGACUGACUUCCCCUAAUACCGUUAUCUUUCUUAUUGGCAAUAAGGCUGACCUCGAAGAGCAACGUGAUGUUACUUAUGAAGAGGCUAAACAACUGGCAGAUGAAAAUGGUCUUUUGUUUCUAGAGUGUAGCGCUAAAUCUGGUGCUAACGUAGAAAAUGUAUUCACCGAAACAGCUCGAAAAAUAUUCCAGAACGUCCAGGAUGGAAGUGUAUAUCUAAACAGUGUUGAUGGAGGUGUAAUAAGUAAAGGUUCAUUAACGCCAGGUACUGGACGGAAUAGUGUAGAACUUGGCAAUUCAGCUUCAACUAAUGAUGGAACUCGUCAAAGUGGGUGUGCUUGUUAAAAACAGAAUUCAUAUAUGAAACAAAAAUAAACACAAUAAAGAAAAUCCUGUUACAUUAUAGGAAUUUAUCUUUCCCGUGAUCACGAUUUUUCAUUUUAUUUUGUCCCAGAAUAAAAGUCAUUUUUCAUACUUAGCAUCAUCAUUAUCGUCAUGGUAAUUCAUAAUCGUCAUUUUCAAUAAUUAUUAUUGGCUUUUUCUUUGCAGUUCAAGUGAAUUUAUACAUAUUUUAAAAAUUAUCGGGUUUCAGACACUAUGCAUAUAUGUUGUUCACUGAUAAAGUCACUUUUUCUAGUUAAUAUCUUUCUUUAUGAGAAUAGUUUAAUUUGUACAUUUGAUCACCUUUUUUUAAUUUUCUGACCAAUAAUGUGCUUUAUAUUUUAUCACUGACGCUCUUCUCACCCUCUAUGUGUGAUCGUCAAUGUAUUUGUGUUCCACACUAUAUUGGAUCAUUGAUGUUGUUAAGUUGACAUAACAUGGCCGUCUACCUGUUUCGUUCGAUGUUGUCAUUAUUUAGUUUAUUUAAGAAAGACAUUAUUUUUAUCUUACUUCUCUCUUUACCAUUCUACUUGAUGUAAUUCAAUAACAUAAGCAUGAUUUUCUGUGUUGGCCAUAAGUUAUGUGCAAACACUAAAUUUUGUACAGAUGUCUUAACCGGAGCAAAUAUUACAUAUUACUGUGUAUGUAUUUGUGUGAUCUUCUGUAUGCGGUUGUAAAAAGAUGUGACUCUUUUCACUUUAAAUUGAGUCAAUAAUGAAAAAAAAGCAUUCCUCCUUUAUGCAGGUUUCCUCUUCUUUUCAAUAAUAAGACGAAUCAUGAGGUUAUAUAAUUUUGUUUAAGUAUGUUCUUUCUUAAUAGCUAUAUAUAUUCUAACGAUAAUUUCCUCGCACCGUUUAUUUCUUUUAUAAAGCUACUAUGUGAUACUUUUUCCACGGUACAAUGCAUAAAAGCACAAAUCUAUUUCUUAUCGGGUAAAUUGAUUGAUGGUUAAUAAUAUUUUCUAAAGAUUGAAUAUUUUACAAGCUUUUUCUUUCUUCAAUAUGGAUUGUUUCUACAACACAACUCAUAUGGUUUUUCAAAUUUCUUUCUGUUCAUUUUGUAUUUGUUCUUGAAAACUGUUUUGUAUUCUCUCGUUUUUCUUUUCCAAAAACAAUCUCUCCAUUUGCUUGCUCAUCUGUUUAAAUCUCAUUUUUAUUUUAUUCCUUAAUCGUGUUUUCGGUUUUUUCUCGUUGUUUGUCGAUAAUUAAAUUGUGUACUGAUUGAUAACGAUAAUAAUAAUCGAAACACCUAUGUAACUGCAAAUACCUUCACUUAUUUAUUUAUUAUACAUUUAUCGUUGGAGAGUUGUUUCUUUCUUCCAACAAAUGAAUAGGCAACAUUGCCAACACUUAAUUAUUUUGAAUGUUAUUUCAAGAGGUAUAUGUCUUUUUACGGUCCACGCUUACCUAAUGUAUUAUCACUGCUAAAAUAAUUUUUCAGAAAUAAUUAGUUAGAGAGACCUCAUAUAGCAUUGUACCAAUGAAGUUAAAACGUUUGGUAGUUAAGUCAUUGUAGUGAUUGUUUAUUUAUCGUUUCUAUGAUGGUAUUGUCGUUCAGUCGGUUUUAGAUCCUUUAUUGAUCUUACAUCUUUUUGAUAAGCAUGGAUGUAAAUGGUGAGCAUAUCUACGCAUUGUGAUCUACUUAACGAACUUAUGUUGGUACUAGGUGAAUAACAUUUUGAAUAUUAAAAGGUUCUUGUUUUGCCUCAGUGACAGGUAUUCUUCCAAGUUUUGCAUACUUAUUAAUUUGUGAAAUCAGCAAUUUAAAUUCAAAUAGCUCUUUCUAAAAAAAAUAAUUCAUAAGGUGAUUAUUGUUUCCAAUUUUAGCUGUAAUGUUGUUAUUUCUGCUCAUCGGAUAAAGGCUUAUUUUGAUAGUAUAUUUUAGUGAUCAUGCUUGUAUUAAAUUACUUAUGUAAUUGAAUUACAAACUUUUUAGCCUGUUGUUC
Schistosoma curassoni is the source of this 2659-nucleotide messenger RNA. NCBI's taxonomy places the organism in Eukaryota, Metazoa, Platyhelminthes, Trematoda, Strigeidida, Schistosomatidae. The record is from the annotation of a GenBank genome assembly.